AUUUUACGUUUGAUCAUUGGUGUGAAGAUGGAGGUCACUGCUUUGGCUAGCCAUGAAGAGAAAGAGGAGCACUUCAAAGACCAGGUUGCUCAACUGAGGCAGCGAUUUUUCAACCCUAUUUCCCCAGGAGGACUUGCUGGUGAUGGACGCAGUGUUGUCCCUGCCUCGGGAUUUUCUUUUAGUGCUCAGCAGAUAUGGAAAGUUAUAAAGGAGAACAAGGACCUGGAUCUUCCUGCUCACAAGGUCAUGGUUGCCACUGUUCGGUGUGAAGAUAUUGCUAAUGAUAAGCUCUGUCGCUUAACCAGUGAUGAGGCUUGGAUAGCAUUAGAAGAAACCGUUCAAUUUAAGUAUCUGGUUUUGGGAGAAAGCUGAGCUCUAUUCUAGAUGCUUAUUUUUCAGAGUAAGUUUAUACCUCCAACUCGUAUGCAUAUGCUGUUUAUAUGUAUCCCUGUUGGUUUAAGAGACAUCAAUGUUUCUUUCCAGAUGUAUUUUAAAUUCUGCUUUGGAAAUUGCCUGCCAUUAAGACCAGAACAUUUGUUAUAUCAGUUAUAUUAGCUCUGCAGCAUGCUUGGUCCCUUAGCAGCUCUACAGCAUGCUUGGUAACUCUGCAGCCUCUCAUUUCAUUUGCAUUUGCAUUUAAGUUGCUGUUCAUUGCAGCCUCAUUUCAUCAACAUUUGCAGCUUAGCUUGCUGCACAUUUUUGCUGUCAUUUGACAGCUCAUUUUCACCAUAUUUGCAGCUAAAUUGCUGCACUUUGCUGCUACCGUCCUAUUGGUGCAGCUCUCCCUUCAUUUUGCUGCCAUUUUGUGCAGCCUUUCAUUUUCAUUUGCUGCUACUUUUGCAGCUUGAACACCACAGCUCCAACAGGCAUCU
Rubroshorea leprosula is the source of this 872-nucleotide messenger RNA. Lineage: Eukaryota; Viridiplantae; Streptophyta; Magnoliopsida; Malvales; Dipterocarpaceae. The record is from the annotation of a GenBank genome assembly.